UCUUUUGGAAUAAUGGCUGGAAACUUAGCAGGGGCUGACCCUAAAUUCAAGGAAAUAAUUACGUCGCUGGACGAUGACAAAAUAGAUAUGCUUGCCGCCACCAGUGUUCUACAACAAAAGGCUACGGAUAUACGUAACCAAAAAGUGAAUUGGCAAUCGUAUUUCCAGUCUCAGAUGAUUUCCCAAGAAGACUUCAACUUUAUUGUGGCCUUUGAUGUGAACGAUAGCCAAAAUAAAGUUGCCUUGUUGAGGAGGGAUAGAACCCAGGCAGCUCAAACUUUACUCAACUUAUUGGGGCAUGUGUCCAAGGAUCAAACUUUGCAGUAUAUUUUAGUUUUGGUCGACGACAUGUUGCAAGAAGAUCGUUCAAGAGUCGAAAUUUUCCAUGAGUACGCUACGCUCAGGAAAGAGCCAAUGUGGGCACCAUUCUUAAAUCUUCUGAAUCGUCAAGAUGGUUUCAUCACAAACAUGACCUCAAGAAUCAUUGCGAAGAUCGCUUGCUGGUCUCACACACCCAUGGAAAGGUCCGAUUUACAUUUCUACUUAACUUGGUUGAAAGACCAAUUAAAAUCUCAGGAACUAAAAAACAAGCUACACGCUGCAAAAAUGGUUCCAAAACGGGAAUCCCGCGGCUGCAACAGCAUUAUAGCGGGGGCAAAUUCCAUCUUAUUUGGUAUGUCAUUAGCGGAUGCCACCAGAGUGGCUCAAGAGAACAAUGAAUACAUCCAAUCUGUUGCAAGAUGUCUCCAAAUGAUGCUUCGCAUCGAUGACUAUCGAUUCGCAUUCGUUUCGGUCGAUGGUAUCUCGACUCUUUUGUCUGUCUUAGCUGGAAGAGUUAACUUUCAGGUUCAAUAUCAACUCAUUUUCUGCUUGUGGGUGCUAACAUUCAACCCACUGCUGGCCGAAAAAAUGAACAAAUUCAACGUUAUUCCAAUUUUGGCUGAUAUAUUAAGCGACUCCGUCAAGGAGAAGGUUACAAGAAUUAUUCUGGCUGUAUUCAGAAACUUAAUUGAAAAACCCGAAGAUGCGCAAGUGGCCAAAGAGCACUGCAUCUCAAUGGUUCAGAGCAAAGUUCUUAAACAAUUGCAAAUUUUGGAACAAAGAAAGUGUGACGAUGAAGAUAUUACUGCUGAUGUUGAAUUCUUAUCUGAGAAAUUGCAUUCUUCAGUGCAAGAUCUCAGUUCAUUCGAUGAGUAUGCUACAGAAGUGAAAUCCGGACGAUUGGAAUGGUCACCAGUGCAUAAAAGCAAAUUUUGGCGUGAGAACGCUCAACGCCUCAACGAGAAGAACUAUGAACUUCUGCGCAUUUUGAUUCACCUUCUGGAAACAAGCAAAGAUCCCCUGGUUUUGUCUGUUGCAAGCUUCGACAUCGGGGAGUAUGUCAGACACUACCCCCGCGGAAAACACGUGAUUGAGCAACUGGGUGGAAAAACACUUGUAAUGCAACUUCUUGGCCAUGAAGAUCCAAACGUACGGUAUGAGGCCUUGCUAGCAGUGCAAAAAUUGAUGGUUCAUAAUUGGGAAUAUCUGGGCCGUCAACUAGAACAAGAUACCGGCGCAGAUAAAGGCGUUUCAAAGGGCGGUUCUCAAGUUGCAGGAAAAGCACAUGGAAGUCAAGUACAUUCGACUUCUGAUGAUAGCUCUGUUACUUGGCUUUAAUUAAUAUGUGCAUGUAGUUGCAAGAAUUUCACAACACUUGGUAGUUUUCGUAUUGUAUAAAAUUAGGCAGACUUUGUUGAUGUCAGUUGACUUUUUAGGAUAAGACAUAUUGAAGAUACUGAACGGCUCCCAUGGUUUCCUUUAUUUAAUCCAACAUUAUGAAACUACUUAGAAUUCAAUACAAAACUUCGCAUAGUAAUAACCCCGCUAAAAUCAACAUUCCUAAGCUAUUUUGGAAUACAUUUUACUUGAACAUUAUAUGUAUAUAACUUAAAUGUUUUAAUAGUCGUUAGUGAUUUGUUUCAUUAUUGUCUAUUUUAAAAUAAAUAUCUUAUGUUAUCACAA
Molecule: messenger RNA, 2004 nt
Organism: Dendroctonus ponderosae (mountain pine beetle)
Lineage: Eukaryota; Metazoa; Arthropoda; Insecta; Coleoptera; Curculionidae
Gene: VhaSFD
Product: V-type proton ATPase subunit H
Exons: 11
Coding region: 13-1659 (548 amino acids)
Biological process (GO): proton transmembrane transport
Cellular component (GO): vacuolar proton-transporting V-type ATPase, V1 domain; lysosomal membrane
Molecular function (GO): protein binding; proton-transporting ATPase activity, rotational mechanism
Source: RefSeq, a predicted model, not a curated record